Molecule: messenger RNA, 1902 nt
Organism: Etheostoma spectabile (orangethroat darter)
Lineage: Eukaryota; Metazoa; Chordata; Actinopteri; Perciformes; Percidae
Gene: prtfdc1a
Product: phosphoribosyl transferase domain containing 1a
Exons: 11
Coding region: 233-892 (219 amino acids)
Biological process (GO): GMP salvage; guanine salvage; purine ribonucleoside salvage
Cellular component (GO): cytosol
Molecular function (GO): hypoxanthine phosphoribosyltransferase activity; magnesium ion binding
Source: RefSeq, a predicted model, not a curated record
AUUCUCAGCGACUAAAACAACGCUGUCCUUUUACGCUACAUAAAUGACUCAAGCGUGAUUCCACAGCCCACGCGGCUGACCAGGACGUCCCUAGAUAUCUUUGGACUUUUUUUCCCUUUUUGUUUAGUGAAUGAUCGCUGACAAGAAGGCAACAAAACUGGAAAAGAUCACUGCUUCCUGUAUCCUCUCUGAAAUCUUUACUCCAGAGAAGACCGUUUUCACACUACCAUAAAUGGACAACGCAGGAAUGAAAAAAGGAAUUGUGAUAAAAGAUGACUGGCCUGGAUACAGCCUGGACCUGUUCACCUACCCUGAACACUACCAUGAAGACAUAGAGAGUGUUUACAUUCCACAUGGGGUAAUCAUGAACAGGGUGGAGCGUCUGGCCCGCUAUGUCAUGGAGGAUUUUGAGGACAACAUAAUGGUGCUGUGCGUCUUGAAGGGAGGCUACAAGUUCUGUGCAGAUCUGGUGGAGUUCCUCAAGGUUCUUGGCCGCAACUCCAACAAGUACCUGGAGACCCGGGUGGAGUUCAUCCGCCUGAAGAGCUACCAAAAUGACCAAUCAACAGAGGAGCUGCACAUCAUAGGAAGCCGAGAUCUGUCUUUCCUGCGUGGAAAGAGUGUGCUCAUUGUUGAGGCCAUAGUUGACACAGGAAAGACCAUGAAGGCCCUUCUGAAGCAUGUGGAGACCUUUGAACCCAAGAUGGUCAAGGUCUCAGGUCUGUUGGUGAAGAGGGUCCCUAACAUGGCUGACAGUCUGACAGACUAUGUUGGAUUUGAAAUCCCCAACCACUUUGUUGUUGGUUAUGCCUUGGACUACAAUGAAUACUUCCGUGACCUGAAUCAUAUCUGUGUCAUCAGCAAGACUGGGAAGAUGAAGUACAAGGUUUAAGAAGUAAUGUUUUAUAUUAGCAGCAGUUUGUCUACCUUCUUCAGCAAUAAGAAAGAAAUGCUGGCCCCCAGAAGAGGACUGUUUGUGACAGAUGGAGAGAGCUUAUGGACGUUGGCAUCCCCGUGCCCGGAUGACACCCACUCUGACUCAUGGAAAACAGUGAGCACAGCAGGCAGGCCGAACAGCGUCUCCUCACCACACUGUAUCUAUUUGUUCCCAACUUUAAUCACGCCUUACUGGGAAUCAGAACUAAGUACAUGAGAGUUUGGCAACGCUGACAUAAUUCAAUUUUUACAUUGAAAUGUAAUCUCACAGACAGGUGAACUAUACACAUUAUGUAGAAAAUUACACGGACUGACCCAUCACAAGUCACUUCUACUCCAGCAAGUACAAACUGAAGACAAACUUUCAUCUAAAAAAUCCUUAAUUACAACACCUAAUAAUAAAUUCUCUUUAUUUCACUGAAUUGUACGCAAAACUGUUGUGUUUUUACAAGAUUUAGAAUGCUGCUAUUAAACUCUGGUCCCUUGAUCUGUGGGGGAGAAUGCUCACUGUAAAGGCUAGACAUCAUAAUAACUGCAGUCUCAGUGCUCUGAACUACACACACACACACACACACACACACACACACACACACACACACACACACACACAGACAGAGGUAUUCUUUAUGUUCUAUUGCCAUCGUUGGGGUGACUAAGAGAGUCAAUCAUGCAUAUCGACAGACAGACCAACAUGCUUUACCUCACGCAGCGUGAACUUGGGGACUGUUAUCAUGUCAAUAUGCACUAUUUCAUCUUAAUCACCUGAAACUCCAAACAGCCAACACAUCACGUAACAGGAACGCAUGCACACACAUGGGUCAUUCACUGUAAAGAUGUUGGAAAGUUUGUGGUUAUGAUGGGAUACAACAUUCUAACUUAAGAUGGUGCAAUAAUCAGUGUCUCUUAACCCAAGACCCUUUAGUGCUGAACGCCGACCACAAAGGUCGGCAGUGACUAAUGGCUAAA